Messenger RNA from Dictyostelium purpureum, 866 nucleotides. RefSeq lists its product as uncharacterized. The record is from RefSeq and is a predicted model, not a curated record. Gene Ontology annotation, biological process: protein phosphorylation. The transcript has 2 exons. The annotation marks the transcript as partial. Gene Ontology annotation, molecular function: ATP binding; protein kinase activity. Lineage: Eukaryota; Evosea; Eumycetozoa; Dictyosteliales; Dictyosteliaceae.
AAUAAUUGUAAUAACAAAAUAAAAUAUCCCCACCAUCACAAAAUUUUUAAUUAAAUAAAUAAAAAUAUUUUGAAAUGGUUGGUUCUUAUAAUUCAGACAACACAAAUAAUAAUGAAGGUGACAAUGAUAAUAAUAAUAAUAACAAGUAUAUUAAUAAUAACAAAGACUAUGAAUUAUAUUUAAACGAUUUUGAAAAAUUUAAAGAAAAUUUAUUAAAAGAUGGGUGGGAAGAUUUCGAAUUCCUGGGGAAAGGUAGCUAUGGUAUUGUCAUUAAAGCAAAAAAGAAAGAUGGUCAAAUUAAUGGUAUUGAUAUAAGAAAUAAAUAUUGUGUAAUUAAAAAGAAACUGAAAAAUAAAAAGCUUAUAUUUGAUAGCGAAUCACAAAUUUUAAUAAAUAUUUUAGAUUUCAAAAACGACUAUAACUAUACAAAUGGAGAAAAUUUAUUAUUGAGAUAUUAUUACCACGAAGUCAAAAUAGAGGAUGAACAAGAGUAUUUUUAUAUUUAUACAGAGUUUUUUAAUGGCAAAUCGUUACAUAGGCAUGUCAAAGAAAAGCAAAGAAUCGACGACCAAGAUAUAGUGAAUAUAACAUGGAGACUGUUAGUAGCCCUUCAUAUUCUUCAUUGUAACCAAAUUAUGCAUAGAGAUAUUAGCCCAAACAAUAUACUAGUUAGUGAUGAUUUCAAAGAUAUUAAACUAAUUGAUUUUGGCAGUUCAUCUCACAUUAUAUCAAGUUCAAAGAGUCUAUGUGCAGUUGGUCGAGUUGGUACAUUGGGUUUUAUAGCACCAGAAAUUAUAUUUGAAAACAAUUAUGUUGGUAGAAAAUCAGAUAUAUGGAGUGUUGGUACAAUUGUAUUAUAUAUGCUG